CUCAGAGUCAAGAUCUCCACUGAAGUUGGCAUCACAAAUGUCGAUCUUUCCACUGUGGAUAAGGAUCAGAGCAUUGCACCCAAAACUACUCGAGUGACCUAUCCAGCCAAAGCAAAGGGCACAUUCGUCGCAGACAGCCACCAGAACUUCGCCUUGUUCUUCCAGCUGGUGGAUGUGAACACUGGUGCUGAGCUCACCCCUCACCAGACAUUUGUCCGACUCCAUAACCAGAAGACCGGCCAAGAAGUGGUGUUUGUUGCUGAGCCAGACAACAAGAAUGUGUAUAAGUUUGAACUGGACACCUCUGAAAGAAAGAUCGAGUUUGACUCUGCCUCAGGCACCUACACUCUCUACUUAAUCAUUGGAGAUGCCACUUUGAAGAACCCAAUUCUAUGGAAUGUGGCUGAUGUCAUCAUCAAGUUCCCUGAAGAAGAAGCUCCCUCCACUGUCCUGUCUCAGAACCUUUUCACCCCAAAACAGGAAAUCCAGCACCUGUUCCGCGAGCCUGAAAAGAGGCCCCCCACAGUGGUGUCUAAUACAUUCACGGCCCUGAUCCUCUCGCCCUUGCUCCUGCUCUUUGCUCUGUGGAUCCGGAUUGGUGCCAAUGUCUCCAACUUCACUUUUGCUCCUAGCACAAUUAUCUUUCACCUGGGACAUGCUGCUAUGCUGGGGCUCAUGUAUGUCUACUGGACUCAGCUCAACAUGUUUCAGACCCUGAAGUACCUGGCCAUCCUGGGCAGUGUGACGUUUCUGGCUGGCAAUCGAUGCUGGCCAAACAGGCAGUCAAGAAGGUAA
Messenger RNA from Castor canadensis (American beaver), 795 nucleotides. The record is from RefSeq and is a predicted model, not a curated record. NCBI's taxonomy places the organism in Eukaryota, Metazoa, Chordata, Mammalia, Rodentia, Castoridae.